AUUUCCUCAGGUCUUCCAGCUUCUUAUGACGGCCAAUAAUAAACUUCCUACGGUGGACGAUGAAGGACGAACUGUUCAUUAUUACUAUCGUUACUAUCCCCCAGGAGUGAAGCAGGUCCUCGCCUCGGGAACCAGUGCAUGGAUCGGAGAGGUGGAUGACUCAACCGUCUUCAAAUAUCCUCUUGCCCCUGGCGGAGACAUGACCCGUCUCGAUGUGGAGAGGAAGCUUCUUGAGAUUAUCGGGCCACAUGAGCGGAUUAUAGGCCUCAAGGGCUUCUCAGACACGGGGAUUUACUUGGAACGCGCCAUAAACGGAACUGUAGCCAAGUACAUCGAAUCGGGCAAACCACCCCCUUCGCUCAAGCAGCGACUGGUCUGGUGCCGAGAGGCUGCGGAGGCAGUCGCAUGGGUCCAUUCUCGACGCGUUCUUCACUGCGAUAUCCAGCCUACAAAUCUACUUCUCGACAAGGGGCUCCACAUUAAGCUUUCCGACUUCCAGGGGAAACAACUGUCAGAGAACGGCGAGGUGCUCCUUGACGGCUGGAGCGGCGAACCUUGCAGGUUCUACUGCCCUCGAGACGAUCCCUUUAAUGCGGACGUUAAAACAGACCUCUUUGCGCUAGGGUGCACUAUCUACUUCAUCAUAAUGGGCUAUACUGUAUUCCCUGAUAUUAUCGACGGGGAAGACAGAUGGUAUGAGAAGGUGGGAGACAGAUUCGCGAGCCAGCAGUUUCCCCAAGACCAACACACCUGCAGUGCUAUCACCUUAAAGUGCUGGCAGAAGGAAUAUAAAUCUGCCCAGGAAGUGGUUCGAGAUAUCGAGUCUCUCGAAAGGGAGUGGUGAUUUGGGGUGUUUCUGCCGCACUUCACUUUCCCAGGUCUCCGGCUGAGAACCGGGGAACAUAGUUGGAUAAGGGGGAUUGUCUUGCAUGGCGGGGAAGUCGCAUUCUCGAAUUGGGCACACUCGGCGUCUGGAGCUUCAACGUUUUGGAGUAUGCGGGGCGUACGAUAAACAUAAAACGAAGCAUAUAAGAAAUCGCUACCACUCUGUUCCC
Messenger RNA from Trematosphaeria pertusa, 1055 nucleotides. Its product is annotated as kinase-like protein. Gene Ontology annotation, cellular component: nucleus. The coding region runs from base 26 to 844 and encodes 272 amino acids. Gene Ontology annotation, molecular function: ATP binding; protein serine/threonine kinase activity. Lineage: Eukaryota; Fungi; Ascomycota; Dothideomycetes; Pleosporales; Trematosphaeriaceae. The record is from RefSeq and is a predicted model, not a curated record. Gene Ontology annotation, biological process: protein phosphorylation; mitotic DNA damage checkpoint signaling. The transcript has a single exon.